Molecule: messenger RNA, 4384 nt
Organism: Wyeomyia smithii (pitcher-plant mosquito)
Lineage: Eukaryota; Metazoa; Arthropoda; Insecta; Diptera; Culicidae
Gene: Tm1
Product: tropomyosin-2
Exons: 8
Coding region: 426-2651 (741 amino acids)
Biological process (GO): muscle contraction; actin filament organization
Cellular component (GO): actin filament
Molecular function (GO): actin filament binding
Source: RefSeq, a predicted model, not a curated record
UCUAAUUUUAUAAAACGGUUUAUUGGUAUUAUCGGCUUCUGUCGUCGAAUGGCAGCCGACGAAGACAUCGCCUGGCGGGGGUGGAUGUGAUACACGAACGAAAGAUUUUCGUCGGCAAGGGUCAGCAGAAAAAAAAAAGAAGAACGAAAAGAAUGUGCCGGCUGGCCCCACGAGAUCGGCACGGAGUUUCAUUCAUGACAUAAGUACACUAUCCGGCACACUGUUGGAAGAGCCGGGAUGCAGUAAAAACCGCACAUCGUUCUGCUUUCCCAUGGCCAAGGGAGAAACACUAAGUGGCUAAGUCGAUUAUUUCGUUUGAUAGGAAAUUGGAAACCGUCGGCAGUGUGUAUUGGCGCAGAAAGCAUCGAAAAACAGGUUCUACCAAUAAUAGUGAGAAGCGAUAGUUUGUUUAUGCUAGCUGGAGAAUGAUCGGUGUGAUAUCGUAUGGAAACAGGAAACGUGGUUGCAGUUGCUUCACUAGUAAAAAGCGAGUUCCCAGCGGCGGUAAUGUAGGUAAACGUGCCAGAAAAACACGGCACGCACGAAAUCGUGCAGCGGCGAUAUCGAAUAUUAAAACCGGUGCUGACCGUGAGAGAGCAGCACUAGCGCUGAUCGACUGUGGCAGCGAAAAGCAUACAGUGGCGAAAAUGGUACGAGCGAAAUCGGCGAAAACGAAACGCCACCGAACAACGAGACCAACAACUGGCAGCCGCAGCUCAGUGUCAGUGACAGCAGCAAGCAAAAAACAAGAACAAGUACGACGACGAUCGACAAGUUCGGCAAGCUUGGCCGAUGGUGGUGCUUGUGGUAAAAUGUGCGAAAAUAAUCCCGUUCCAUCUGGAGGAGGAGGACCAGGUUCGGGCAGAAAACGAGGUCAUCAGCAUCAUCCCAGAUUCGGGGGCAGCCGGAAAUCCAAUGUACCAGCGGAGGACGUGAUUGCAGCUCUUCGAGGUGCCUUUGACAGUGGAGCAGUGCUAUUUGCAACGGGUGUAACCGGAGUCGGAUCUAGAGGAGAGGAAAGAGGAAGUAUUAGCAGCAGUUCGUCAUCGUCGUCACUGUUGAUUAGUGCGGUAAACACAGACAUAAUCAUCUGUAGCGACGAAAAUGCUAAUCCGUUACAAAAUGUCAUCCGAGCGGGGGCGAACGGGGACAAAGAGAAACAACAAACACCAAUGCUAAUCGAUGCUGAUAAUGACGACGAAAUGGUAAAUAGCAACUGGGAUGAUGAUCUUGUAAAUAAUAAUAGCAGUAACAGCAACCUGGGCCAGGAUCUCAAUGCGGAAGAGGAACAAUUUCGAGAUCCCAUCGACAGUAUAGCGGAGGGUGACGAAUUGUUGACGGAGCCAAGUGAUGAAUUGACUGCUCAACACGAGCAACAACAAUUGCAACAAAGCAACAGCAAUAGUUUAGUUAGUAGCGACCUAAGCAAUAGCACCACCAGCAAUGUAAUAGUUAUAGACGACGAUGAAGACGGAGGUGGAAGUGCUGCUAGUGGGGAACCGCUGGUAAUCAAACUGGAUGAAGUGAGCAGCGGUCAGGAGCUAGUCAAGCAAAUAAGCAAAAAGUUGAAACGUAGUAAAAAAAGUCCGUCCUCGGAUGAUUCCAGCAACGCCAGUGUUGGCCGGAAAAAGUCCAGUAGCAGUAGUAAAAAAUCUUCCAAAAAUUCCGACGGAACUGUCGGCAGUAGUAAUAGCACCGGAAAGCAGCGGAAAAAGAUUCGUACAACGGGAACGGCGGCUGAUGGGUCAAAGCAGGUACAACGGGAGCGGGCAUCCGGCGAUGGUGCACCUUGUGACGGUGGCGGCGAUAGCGGCCUGGGUGAUGACAACGAUCCGGACGCAGCCGAGUGGGCCAAACUGCGCUGCACCAGCGAGCGAACGGAGGUCAUCGCCGAACGGGAACACCGGAGGCAGAAACGAUGCGCCGACUAUCCAGGCCUGGCUUUUGGACGGUCCAUCUUCAGCUCGGACACUAUGAUGAAGUUCAACAUUAUCCGGAACGAGCUGCACAACAUCAUGAAGACACAGCUGAAACGGGCUGAGUCUGAGGUCGCCGCUCUGAACCGUCGUAUUCAGCUGUUGGAGGAAGACCUGGAACGUUCGGAAGAACGUUUGGCUUCCGCCACAGCGAAACUGUCAGAGGCUUCGGCGGCCGCUGACGAGAGCGAACGGAUUAGGAAAGCCCUCGAAAACCGUACAAAUAUGGAGGACGAUAGGGUAGCGAUACUGGAAGCACAACUAGCCCAAGCUAAACUAAUAGCAGAGGAAGCAGACAAAAAAUACGAAGAGGUGGCCAGAAAGCUAGUCCUUAUGGAACAGGACCUGGAACGUUCCGAAGAAAAGGUUGAAAUGAAUGAAAGCAAGAUCGUCGAGCUUGAAGAGGAACUGCGCGUUGUUGGUAACAACCUGAAAUCGCUUGAAGUCUCGGAAGAAAAGGCUAACCAACGUGAGGAGGAGUACAAGAACCAAAUCAAGACCCUCACCACCCGUCUAAAGGAGGCUGAAGCCCGUGCUGAAUUCGCUGAGCGUUCCGUUCAGAAGUUGCAGAAGGAGGUCGACAGACUCGAAGACGAACUAAUGCACGAGCGUGCCAAAAACAAAAUGCUGCAGGAGGAGAUGGAAGCAACGCUGCACGAUAUCCAGAAUAUGUAAGACCGAUAUGCGACAUGCGGGUUCGCAAUAGAAAUCGUCGCCUAUCAUCAACAAAACAAACACACACACACACACAGAGUUAGAAAAAGGAAAGAUGGCGGGAAAGAAUAUAUGGACCCACUAGUCCUCGGGUGCCGUUAAACUCUUUUUCUUCUUCUUUUUACUUCUGGAAUACCAACAAAUACGAGCCACAGGAAAUCUGUACUUCGUCUCUGCGCGUUGCUGCUGUCACACUUGCUACCGUGAGCUAUUGUUUUCGGCCGAGAACCGACAAACCUACAAUACAAACAGGAAAUGGUGUUUUGGGUGGGCCCUACCGCACGUGUCCGGUAGUUUAUCCGCCUGCUCUCAGAUAGAUAGAUUGAUACAGGAAGAAGAGAUAACAGUUGAUUCCAAAUAGAGAUUUAGUACAUUCCAACAGAGCAGUUUUCGCCGCCAAUCAUCAAAAGACAUUUUUUUUCUUUGCUUUAGUUGUGAAAAGUGGAGUAUUAAAUAUAUAGAUAUCGAUCAGCUUUCAAAUUUUAGGGUAAAUUUUGUAACUGCCGGUUACUGUUACAAUUAUAUUAUGAUGUACCAACCAGGGGAUGCAAUGUAUUAUUAUUUGUUUGCCUUAAAAUUGUGCCCGAUGUCGAGUGACGAGUCUUCCGCAGUAGGGUUCGCGGGACGGCGAACCAAGCAAAUAAAUCGAGAUGUGUACAGCAUUUAGACCACACUGCACCACGAAAUCAAGAGAGAAAUGCAUUUAAACCGCACAGCUGCACGGCAAAGCAAACGAGUUUAGCGUACGUGUGUCAGCAAUUAAGCAAAUUAUUGAAUCGAUCAAUAAUUAACCAAUAAUAAUAAAUUGCACAAAAACAAGCGCAACCUGUAGCGAAACGUAAGCGUCGUUAUAAGCAUAAUAGAAGAAACAGAUUCAGAUUAUAGUUAGCCUAGGGAUUUAAGUAGUUUCACACUAGCAGAGUCGAAUCGAUAAUACCUAGGAGUUAAAGUUAAAGGAAAAACCAAGAAUUAUCGAACAUUUCAUCACGAUUUGAUUUGACAUGUAAGAAACCAUGUUGUUUUAUCUCUCAUCGCCUUCCUUUCCGCUUUCUGUUUUGCUUCCUGCAAGUUCUUCCCUCAAGUUUAGUUAUUUCGUUCCGUUCUGCAAUAAGUUAUCCGUAUAUAUUUUUCUUAUUAGAGAGGAUGAGGAACAGAUGAAAUGCAGUAAUUUAUGAACAAGCAGUUUUUUUUUAAAUAAUUGUAAUAUUUUAAGAAACAAAAUGAGAUAUUCCAGGGACGAAAGAAAACUGUAAGCGGUGAAAAAUUGAUCGGAAGAAUCAUCGAAAACGCGCAGGAACAGUGCCUUUGUGACGCAGAAGAACUGCUUUUUCCGAUCGAUUUGGAGCCAUAUUUGAGCACUUGAAAUUGUGUGGCAUAGCCAUUUUGAGAGUAUUUACUUUUUUUGUCAAGACCUAAAUUAAGUGACCGUGUAAGUUUUAAGCGCAGUGUAAAUUUUAUUCCACAAUUUCAUUCCACUCUGUGUACGUAAAAGGCUUUACAUUCUCGACAGAGAGCAUACAGUAAGCGCAGCAGAUUUUGAACGCUGCCGAACUUGUUAACAAAUAUCGCAUUCAAACAGUUCUAGGACAAACAGAAAAAAUAACACCAACAACACAACUACUACAACAACAACAACAGCAACUACAAUAUCAUAUUGAGUGUUUAUAAUAAUAUAUUAUUUUAUUUAAAGCCGA